Tachysurus vachellii is the source of this 2926-nucleotide messenger RNA. RefSeq names its product CLN5 intracellular trafficking protein (gene cln5). The record is from RefSeq and is a predicted model, not a curated record. Gene Ontology annotation, cellular component: lysosomal membrane; lysosome. The transcript is spliced from 4 exons. Gene Ontology annotation, molecular function: hydrolase activity, acting on glycosyl bonds. Gene Ontology annotation, biological process: lysosome organization. Lineage: Eukaryota; Metazoa; Chordata; Actinopteri; Siluriformes; Bagridae. The coding region runs from base 59 to 1048 and encodes 329 amino acids.
AAAUGCGGAAGUGUGAACAAAGUUCCUGCACUGAGAAGUCUAACAUGAAUCGUGAAACAUGUCUAUCAGGUGUUUUUUUUUCCUCACUCUGAUCAGUUUUUUCAUUCUGAUCAGUUCUGACAAUGUUAGUGGAAAGAGAGUUUGGCCUGUUCCUUACAGGAGAUUCGACCAUCGUCCGCCCACUGACCCUUACUGCCAAGCACUUUACCCCUUUUGCCCUACUGGAGACCCAGACGGUCGCAUCCCUUCUAUGAGAAACAGUGACGUCAUUUCCGUGUUUAGACUUCAAACUCCUGUGUGGGAAUUCAAAUAUGGAGAUCUUUUGGGGAAAUUUCAUAUAAUGCAUGAUGCCAUUGGAUUUGCCAGCUCAGAGACGGGAAGAAACUAUACCAUGGAAUGGUACGAGCUUUUCCAGCUUGGAAACUGCACUUUUCCCCAUGUAAAAGAGAACACAAUGGCCCCUUUUUGGUGCAACCAAGGGGCUGCAUGCUUCUUUGAGGGAAUUGAUGAUGUGCACUGGAAACAGAAUGGAACUCUGGAGAAAGUGGGAGAGAUUUCUGGUGAGCAGUUUAAUAAUCUGGCACAAUGGGUUCAACAGGACAAUGACACGGGUAUUUACUAUGAGACGUGGACUGUGCGGUCAGACCCAGGACCCAACGCAACCACAUGGUUCGACUCAUAUGACUGUUCACAGUUCGUACACCGCACCUAUAGGAAAUUGGCAGAGUUCGGAGCCAAGCUCUCAAGCAAAACUCAGACAAACUACACAAAAAUCUACCUGUAUAGUGGUGAACCUAUCUACCUUGGAGAUGAUGGCAGCAUCUUUGAUCAACCCUCGAUGAAAGAUCUGGCCACAGCUAUCAGAAAGUUUUACCAUUCUUUUCAGCCUCACCAGUCAAUGCUUCAGUUUAUUCUCAGCCUGAUGGAAGCCUAUAAAAAAAUAAUACUGGAGAAGAGUUUCUAUUUGUUCUACAACUUUGAGUAUUGGCACUUGCCCAUGAAGCCUCCAUAUAUCCAAAUUACUUAUGAAGAAGUUCCUCUGCCAUGAUGGUGGCCUUGAGUUCUCUUUCCUACUUAUUUCCUUUGUAAAUAAGUUAAGACAGUUUUGCACCUGAAACAGCUGUGUUACUUGUGAUUACAGUCAAUGUUUUUUUGCUUUGGGUAACAAUGAACUUGUGUGUUCUGUUGUAAAUACCACAUUUUGUCUCAAUUCAGAUUGGUCAGAAAGGGUUAAUUUUCUAUAAAAACACAGCUCAGACUAAGGCUGGGCGAUAUGGCUGAAAACUGUAUCACGAUAUCAGUGUUUCAUAUCGGUCGAUAUAGAUAAUUAUUGAUAUUUUUAUAACCCAUUUAAAAUAAAGACCAGGAGAAAAAUAUAUUACAUUUAAACAUUUUUAUUUUAAACUUAACCUUCCUCUGAUUAUAAUCCCCUCAGUUAUUAAGACAGAAAUGUCAACAACCAUGGAAAACUCAAAUAAUUAAAAUGUAAACAAGAGUCUAAAGUCACAAUGAACACUUAACAAUUCUCUCUUAAGAGAUUUAAGGUGCAAAAUGUAAGAAAUGCUUAAUAAAGUGUAAUAAAAUAGUGCAGUGUUAAAUAUAAACAUAGAGAAACCUGAGAAUUUAGUCUCAAACAAUAUUUUGCUAUAUAAAUCUCAUUGUUAGUGAAAUAAAAUUGAAUAAUGUUAUUUAUAUAUAUAAAGUUAUUCUUACUCUAAUCAUACUUGAAGUUGAACUAUUCAAGUAUGUUUUCGUAGACUUAUAAUAUCCAAAAAACUGCCAUACUGGCGAGCUGACUUUUCCUCUUUUAUGUACAAUUUCCUCGCUCGCUGCGGCUCAUUUUCUGCUUAUCAGUCGCAGGUUACUGAAAAGGAAUCCAGCAGACCAGCACGAGACGACGAUAUGGCGCAACCAAACUGAUACUGUUACAUGAUUGGGUGUUAAGAGUCUCACUCCCUACGUUGCUAGGUUACCAGAGAGUGAGUGCCUUUGUUAAUGCAACCAAACUUGCUUCGCAACCUGUUUUCUUCCGACGAAGACUAAAAAAUAUUGAACGUUUAUCGAACACAUUUUUUAUUGAUAUCGAGCACGUGUCUAUCACGAUACAUAUCGUUAUCAUUUUAUCGCCCAGCCCUAGCUCAGACAAGUAGUCCUGUAUGCGAGUCAAAUCACAGAUUUUUUAUUAAUGUGCUCAUUUUAAUGUUAUUGUUUAUGUAGCAACAGACUGGGCCUUGUAUGUUCGACAUUCCAUGUUAACACAUUUUAAAAAUAUCUGCAAGUUUUCUGUGAGGGGAGGUUUAGUUAGCAUUUUUGUGUGGAGGCCCAGUGUAAUUGUUUUGAAAUGGCCAAGAAGUCUUCAGGAAGGUAGGCUUUCUGGUUUCUCAUUAACAUAAGCUCCAUUUCUUUUGUGUCUUAAAAAAGGAUGGUAAGGAAUUAAAUAAUUUGUUUUAUUGCAUUUUCAUAACUUUAGCUUUAGAAAUAGUGAAUGAAUGAGAUUACAGUAAUACAAAAUUAACAUUGGGAGUACAAGAGUUACAGCAUCAUCCUGUAAUAACAAUAGAAUUUAAGAAUGCACAAUGAGCCUGAAAUUGAUGCUAAGACAAAACAGGGGACUAGCCCACAAUUUAUAAAAUGAUUCAGAUUUUCCUUUUAGUAUACAUUCAAUCAUAACUUCUUUAAUCAAGGAUAUCCAAUCCUUAAUAAGGAUCCUUGUUCGGGACUUUCUACAUCAGUAAAAUUUGAAAGACGUCUGAGUAAUCCCGUAGUGAAGGGGGCAAAAUACCCAGUAAACACAUGGGAUAUGAGGUAUUUAUAGUGAUCAAGGUGAGUGAUAAAUUUGUCACAGACAUUCAUUUUUAUUGUUUAUGUAAACAAUGUAAGCAUUUAACUAAAAUAUAAACACAUUCUACAUUACAAUUUCAAAUAA